AUGGCCCAGUACUGGCUGAACGUAGCGAUCCUCAGGGUCGUCAUACCAGUGACCUUUACAGCGUGCGCAGUAUGGCGACCAGUGGGUUUAUCGCUGGUUUACCUGGUGCUAAUGUUGAUAUCACCCUUGAUAUCAAUUCCCACCUACGAGACGAUGAAAUCAACAACAGGUCGUUAUCUAAAAUCCUGCAUGGCCCUGAGUUCCAUCACGGCCCUUGCUCAGCUAGGGUUUCACAUCGUCCUGGUGGCAGUGCCGUCUAUCUACAAUGAGUUCACCGAGAAUUGUUCAUUCCUGGAGAUGCUCUUCAGGCACAUCGGUCUUGUGCGGAUGGACGAGGCCACCGUUUGGGAGGUUUUCUUCUGGCUCCUUCCGGAAAUCAUUGCACUGCCUGUUACAGUCAUCGUGUAUAUCCUGUGCAAGAGGUUUACGUGGCGGAAUCCAGAUCUCGAGACCUCGAAUCAUCGUCCAGAGCAUAGUUCAAUGACUAAACAGUCGGUUGAUGCCAAUACCAAGAUCAUCAAUUUCUUAGGCAGCAUAGGCAGCUACAUCGUCCUGGCCUCCCUCUGCUGCGUAUCCUCUCUGAAUCCCUCCGUUGAAGGCGGGUUCUAUUUCCUAAUAUUCCUGGGAGCAGCAACAUGGUGGGCAUGUCACAAAGAGCUCAAGAAAAUAUUCGCAGGUAUCUGCAGGUUCGUGAUGGCUGUGGUAGUUGUACAUAUAGUCGUUCUACUGACGUAUCAGAAUCAGUGGCCACAGGAAUUUAUCCCAGUGAACAGCACUUGGUCCAGAUAUUUCGCCCUCGUACCGUAUUAUGAGACCAACUGUUCAGAUCCCAGGAAUGUCGAUUUUCCAGAGAAAGACUCUGAGUGGGCGAAUUAUGGAUAUGCUCUCGGACUCUUCUGGCUUUAUUAUGUACUUGCAUUACAAUCGCAGUAUUUGUUCAACAAAACGAAGCUGACUGUCACACCCCCGAGUCAGCCUGACGAGAGGACACCAUUGAUGCGGUUUGGGUCCGGAAGGACUGGCCUUCUUCAGGACUCGACUGGAAGUGUCAUUGUUCAGGACGGACAACAUGACGACAGUAUUCAAAUGCAAUCCAUGAGUGACGGUAAAUCCAUCUCUCCAACCCUAAAUGAACAUGUUCAGAGCGCGCAAGAAGACGAGCCAGGUACGAUCGAGCAAAUAAUAAUGGCCGUCUACUCGAUCUUCCAACUGGUCGCCAACUCGUCCUACCUAGCCACAAACAUAAUAAUGAUGACCUGGAGCAUAAUGUAUCAUAGCUGGACGACCUUCGUCUUCCUCCUGUGGGCGCUCAUCCUCUGGAUGGUCCCGGAUAAGCGAGCCUCCAUGAUGAAGUGUUCCCCCUUCAUCGUUACCUACGGCACCCUGUUAGUCCUCGUCGGCUACGUCUUCAGCAUGAAUCUAACCGAAGACGAGCUUCCCACAGUCAUUGAUGGCUUCAGCCUCUCCGAAAUGGGAUUCAGCAAGACCGGUCAACUCAGCAGCUACCACCUGAUCGUGAAAUGCGCCUUCAUGACGAUGUUCUGGAUAACAAUGCGCCAAUACAUGUCCGAGAAGAUCCGCGACCAGCGAUCGUCAACUCUCAGGGACAUGGUAGCCCCCCUUCAUGUGACAGUAUCAGCAGCAACAUCCGCGAUGCAGCACGACAGCACGGAGAUAAAAUCCCAAUUCAUGAAGGACGUCGGUCGAGUCAUCAAAAAACUCUUCACCAAAUUUUGGAUCGUCGUCGUCGCGAUAAUGCUCUUCACCAGUGGUAUCACCGGCGAGAGAAUGACAGUCUUCAGGAUCAUCUACAUGUCCCUCUUCCUCAUCUUCGUCAUCUCCUUCCAGAUGUCCUGGUCCGGCUGGCGAAAGAUGAUGUACGGAUUCUGGAUAACUGUCAUCGUUUACUCAGUCGUAAUGUUGAUCCUCGUCUAUACCUACCAAUUCCACAACUUUCCGACGUAUUGGGAGCGUCUCUACAUAGACAAAGACCUUCAAAACGACAUUGGGCUGGAGACAUAUGAGACCAAAGACCUCUUCGUCCGUUUGCUCACGCCAACCUUCUUUGUCAUAAUCACUGUCCUCCAGAUGCAUUACUUCCACAACGACUUCCUCGAAGCCACCAACAUCGACAAAAUAAGCGUCGACACAGUUUCCAAGAGAGGAAGCCUAGGAAGAUCCACGUCAAUCGCGCCAGUUGUAUCCCCCCUCGAAGUUCUCCUCGGUGAGAACGAAGAAAGAUCAACAAUCUACACCUUGAAGCAACUAAAACACAUGUCAAAACUGGAACGAGUUGCGCUCUUUCGAAGAGUCAUAGAACAGUUGAAAAAUGCCUACAACUACCUCUGGCUCUUCCUCGAGAUCCACAUGCAGAAGAUCAUCUACAUCUCCCUGAUGCUCCUCUGCAUCAACGACGUAUGUGCCAUAAACCUAUUCUUCGUAAUAGCAAUUGCCGUCGUAAUGAACUUCAAAAGAUCGAUGCAGAUAAUGGCGAUCAAUGGAAUGGCGGUGGCGGUGGCUAUACUCAUGGUCGCCAAGAUGUUGUACCAGAUAAAAUACAUUAAUCAUUACAACUGGGACGUUAAUUGCACGAGUGAGAUCCCAGAUAAGGAUAACAUCACAUCUAAUCACACUUACAACAGCGCUGAGUGGAUUGGAUUCAAAAAGGCAGAACCUGGGAUGCUUCCAGAUCUGCUGAAAGGCUACAUCGGAAUUGUCAUCGUAACAACAUUCAGAGCCAUCAUCAUGGUGCGUCAGUGCUUCUACAGACACGGAAAAGGACAAUCCCUGGACACCCCUCAAGUCAUGUUCCAAAGUAUAACUCGAGCCGACGCAGAUAAAGGCAUUGGCGAGUGCCUCAAAUUCCUCUUCAACUAUGGCUUCUACAAGUUCGGACUUGAGUUCUGCCUCAUGGCGCUGGUCGCACUUAUUGGCACACGAUUGGACUUCUUCUCCGUGCUGUAUGGAGUCUGGCUGUUGAUGAUGUUCGCCCAGAAACGUAGGAAUAUCGCCAGAAUCUGGCCGUUCUUCAAAAUCUUUGUCAUGAUCCUUCUGCCCCUUCAGUAUUUCUUUGUUGUGGCGCCCCCUACAUGGCUCUGCGUCGAUUACCCAUGGCGGGAGAACCAGAUCCUCACUAGACUCCAAGAAUGGAUGUACUUGCCUGAUCCCGAGUCUCCUCCGAAUGCCAAAAAGCUCAUUUGCGAUUUCUUCCUCCUUCUGAUGGUUGUGAGACAGAGUUUGGUGUUCAGGAUUGAAGCAAGGAGUGUCGCUACGGGACAGGAAUUCGUCGCUGGGCACAACUAUUCGGUCUUCCAGGAUAUGGAGAAACCGAACUUUGUUAAUCCAGUUAAGGAUUACGUUUCGCGUAUUCAUUGCUGGCUGGAUGUUGUGAAGAGGGGGGUGAUGUUGAGUUUCUUGUGGAUUACGCUUUCGAUCAUGUUUCUGGCUGGGACAAAGAGGACUAAUUUGUUCUCGCUGGGGUACUUGAUCGGGGCUUUUGUAUUUUUGUGGCAAGGGAGUGAUUUCUAUCUGAGACCGGUGAAGACGAUAUUGAAGUGGUGGAACUUGUUGCUUGGGUACAAUGUUAUUGUGAUAUUCUCGAAGACGAUUCUGCAGGGGGUGGGGUGUGUGUUGAUCCAGCAGCUAGAGGAGUCGGCCUGCUGGCUGAUUCAACUGUUGGGGAUAGCUUGUCUGCAGAAGUUUGAGGGUUCGAAUCUACCGUUGAGUGCAACCUGUGAUGUGCCUAGGGAGGAUAUCGGGAUGUUCUGGGAUGGGCUUUGUUUCACGUUCCUGAUUAUUCAGAAGAGGCUGUUCAAGAGCUACUAUUUCUUCCAUAUUGUGGAUGAAACGAAAGCUAUGAGUAUUCUGGCAUCGAGGGGGGCUGAGUUGUUGGAGGAUCUGCAUAGGAAGAGAAUUGAGUAUCAGGAGAAUGUGGAGAAGGCUGUGCUGCAAAAGCUCAAGUUCAAGAUGGAUAAGAUUAAGGCGGAUCAGCAGAGGAUUCAGGGGCCGAGUUACAGGGAACCAGCUGAUCACAAAGUCGAUACGCUCUAUCCCAGAGAUCGGCCGUUGUACAAACACCGCACACCAAAGACCAACAGAGAGGCUGUCAGAUCUGGAGAUUACUACAUGUUCGAUGACUUCGAUGAUGAAGAGGAUGCCACAGACCUUCUGCCAUCACCAGAGGAUCAAAUCGAGGAGGAAGAACGGCGAGAGCGUCAGAGGCAGCGGGGAAGACGUAUGACAGUAUCAGAGCUGAUGACAACCCUGAUUAAGACAGACAUUGAGAUUGCGACGCACGUCGCAAUGUACGGAGGAACCCAGAAGGAUGCGUUGAGGUUGCGACGUCAGAGUGUUCCCCUCACUCGCAAGAAAUCAUCAAUGUCAUAUCUCAGCGCACAUUCCGAAACUGAGACUGCCGCGGCAUCCGAUGACGGGGACAGAACGAGCCUAGUGUCUUCCGAGGCUGAGAGAGAGCUCAAGGAUGAUGACCUGACCAAACCUCCGACUCCUUCUGACGCUGGUGAACGUUUGGAAAGAGAUGGUGAUGAUGAUGGAGAUGGAGAGGAGAAGAAGGGCGCUUCGUUGCUGACUUACUUCAAAUUUGUUCUGGAAUUCAUCAAUAGCUCGAUGGUUUCAGCCACACGAUACCUAAACAGAUUCUCCAGGGAUUACCGGUAUAUUCGAAAGGUUCUUGCGAAGGAAAAGAAAAUUUUGAAGGCUAAACCAGAUUUUAGGAUGGGCACGCGAUUAGGAAUCAAUCAAAUAUGGCAGCCAAUACCAUUAAUGAAACAGAGUUCGGAGACGGAGGGAGAUACUGACGAGACGACGGACGGUGGUGAGGGUCCGAGUCAGCCAAAGACCGAGGAUCAAAGUUCGAUCCUCACGCGAAUGCAGCAGACGCCCCAAACCGAAGAGGAGCAACCCGAGCUUUCCGAGGUGGACCAGCCCCCAGUGAUCCAGCUCCUGGCCUCCAUCUGGUUUGGCAUCUUGGCGCACUCCACCUUCAUGUGCUACUUCAUAAUCUUCCUCCACCAGAUCAAGAAUGCUUCAGUCCUCUCGAUCCCCCUCCCCCUGAUGGUCUUCUUCUGGGGUUCCCUGACGAUCCCCCGACCGUCCAAAACUUUCUGGGUGACAAUAAUAGCGUACACCGAGGCCAUCGUUAUCGUGAAAUGUAUUUUCCAGUUGGACCUCAUUACCUGGAACGAGGGAUAUAUCCCUCACCCCCUCUGGCCCCCGAGGAUAAUGGGAGUGGAGAAAAAGCCGAACUACGCCCUGUGGGACCUUCUCCUCCUGCUGAUGGUCUUCUUCCACCGUUUCAUGCUGAAGUCCUUGGGUCAGUGGACGACUUCCUACGUAGCCAGGAAGAUCAUCCCCUCGAAGUUGACCCUAGCCACAACUCAAAGUUCCACCGACAACAACAGCCAAGAGCCCACGAGAUUCCACUGGGUAAACGAAGGCCAAGAUCAACAAACUCGAGAGCCUUCUCACCCUCCCGAGCCCCCCGAGGACACUCCCUCCGACGAUCAACAGCACCAGCAAUCCACAUCAGCCCAGGAUCAAGCCCCUCAGACGUCCACAGCCUCAAACGAAGCCCUAGUGGCGGUAAAAGGGGAAGAAGUCCCUGUCUGCACAGACAAAUUCUCGACAGCAGUGAACGCCACAGCUCAGAAGUACCUCGAGCCAGCUCGAAAUUUCUUCGCCAACAUUCUGAGCCCAGACGGCAAGGAGAAGACCAACGUCUACGCCUACAUGUUCCUCUGCGACUUCUUCAACUUUCUCCUCAUCAUCUUCGGCUUCUCGUCCUUCGGUACACAGCAGGGCGAUGGUGGUGUGGCUGCUUACUUCCAGGAGAAUCGAGUCCCGAUGCCCUUCCUCCUGAUGCUGCUCCUCCAGUUCGCUCUGAUUGUCGUUGACAGAGCCCUCUUCCUUCGUAAAUGGAUCCUCGGAAAGCUAGUCUUCCAGUACUUCCUCAUCUUCGGUGUUCACGUCUGGAUGUUCUUCAUUCUGCCCAGCAUAACUGAGAGGCAGUUCAAUGAUCGAUUGCCACCGCAGAUCUGGUACAUGGUGAAGUGCUUCUACCUUCUCCUGGCAGCUUACCAACUGCGACUGGGUUAUCCCACCAGAAUCCUGGGGAACUUCCUCUGUAAGAAGUACAACAUCAUCAACUAUGCUCUCUUCAAAGUCUUCAUGUUCGUUCCAUUCUUGUUCGAACUUCGAGCUGUGAUGGACUGGAUCUGGACAGACACCUCCAUGACCAUCAUGGACUGGUUCAAGAUGGAGGACAUCUUCGCGUCUAUCUACCAGAUCAAAUGCAUGAGGGGGGUGGAGACGGAUUUUCCGCAACCCCGAGGGGUCAAGAAGCAGCAGAUGAGCAAGUACAUGGUGGGAGGGGGCGGACUCUUCCUCAUAAUCGGCCUCAUCUGGUUUCCCCUCCUGCUCUUCGCUCUUGGAGCCACUGUGGGGGUGUCCAAUCUCCCUUAUGAAGCCUCUCUGAGCAUCAGGAUUGGCUCCUACGAGCCUAUUUACACCAUGUCAGCCCAGGACACCUCCAUCUUCUCGUACUCCGAGGCUGACUUCAAGACCCUGAAAAAUGUGUACUCAAAGAGCAAAUCUGCAGCGACUUUCCUGGAGAACUAUGAAGCUACUGAUGUGGCUGCAGUCAGGCUCAGCAGAUCGUCGAAGAAAUUAUGGGCUAUUUCUCCACCGGACAAGGAGAGACUGAGGCUGGAGCUGGAGUCCAAUGCCACUUUGACAUUUCAUAUAGAGUGGACGGUCUCCAGGAAGACUGACGUCAAGGAUUCGACUGGGGUCACGUCGACCCCGAGGAAUAUCAAGAUUCCAGCGUGGAUCAAUGGGGAGUUCAAUCCCCUCAGGAAAAAUCUCGCGGAGUUACUGGGGCCUGAUCCCCCACCGAAUGUGGCCAAUGUGUCCAUUCCGGUGAGGAAUGUCUUUCCCAAGUUUUUGAAAGUCACAAACAGAAUCACUGCUGAGGUGCCACAGCUGAUGAGGAUUCCCAUGUUCCCGGGGGUUGACGAUAGUGAGGGGUCUGAUGGGAGGGAUUAUCUUUACAGAAAUGCAACUCUUCAUCUGUCAACUGCUACUGGAAGCCCCAGUGGACAAUGGUGGGUUGUGGAUGAGAACUGCGAUGAUCAGAUGUACAUGAAUUUGUUGAGGUUCAUUCCGUUGAACGAUUGUAAUUAUAUAUUCAUGUUCUUGUUCAAUGAUAAGGCGUUCCCAGAGGGGUUGAGUUUCAUCAGUGGGGUUGGGAUUCUGGGGCUGUAUACCACAGCUGUCAUUGUGAUCAGUCAGAUCAUGAGGAGGGCUGUGAGUGAGAUGGCGCCCAAGAUCAUGUUUGAUGACAUGCCUUAUGUGGAUAGGAUUCUCAGGCUUUGUUUGGAUAUUUAUCUAGUGAGGGAGAGUGGGGAUCUCAGCUUGGAGGAGGAUCUCUUUGCUAAGUUGAUCUUCCUUUAUAGGAGUCCUGAGACACUUAUCAGGUGGACCAGGCCUCCUGAGCCUGGGGCAGGGGCGAGGGAGGAGGGCGAGGAGGAGGAUGAGGAGAGGGAGGAACGAGAUAGGCUGAGGGAUUCUUAGAAUUGGAGACGAGAAAGGGGAUUAAUUACUUGAUCGAUUGAGUAAAUUAAAUAUAGAAUGAGCAGAUAUUUUCACAUUUUGUUACGUGUGAAAAUCAUCUGGAAAUUCCAUUGAGAAAUUUCUUCCCAAAGUGUUUAAAAGUCAGGAGGAGCGAAAUAGGCUGAGGGAUCCCUAGAAGGGAAAUAAGAAAGGGGAUUUACUCGAUUGAUGGAAUAAUUGAAAAAGCAAUACGAGUGGAUUUUUUUACGUUUUGUUAGAUGUGAAAAUGUCUUGAUGAGAGGUUUUAGAGGAAAUUUCCAGAAACGUCUUUGGUUGAAUAUUUCGAAAGCUAUAGGAAAAGUCUUUCGGCAUUUUUAAAAUAGAAUUAUUUAUUUGAGGGAUACAUUACUAAUUGAUGGAAAGGGGGACGUUUGAAAUUUACGUUUUAUAAUUGUACGUGAGUUCAUCAAUCAACUGCUGAGAGCAGAUCUCUAGUCACUCGAUGGCUGAUUUUGUCUUCUGUAGUUCUAAGGGACUCAUUGAGACUUUUAAAACGUCUGAUGAACAUUCAGUUCUUUAUUCAGUAGUGAAGUGUUGGAGAAUACGAUAUGAAUCGAAAAUAUUGUGAAGAUUAUUUUGGAAAUAUUUAUGCAAUUAAUGGAUGAAGAGGAAUAUCAAGAGAAGUUUCUUUGAGAGAAUGAAAAUGUCUGCAACAGAUAUAUUUUCAUGUUCUUUUCCAGAGCCGAUUAUUUAUUUUUAUCGUUGAGCCGAUUGUUACUGAGAUAAUUUCAUGAUUAACGAAGGGAGAUAUGUCGAUCAACUGUUUCACUUUUUCUUAAUUAUGCAAAUUUAUCAAAGAUCAAUGGAUUGAAUUCUCAACAAAAAAAAAUCCUGGUGAUGAAUUUCUCUUGACGUCAACCUCUCAAGAACAUUUCCAGAAUAAUCUAAUAAUUUAGAACUAAUUUCGAAUCAUCACUUCACUCCCUAAAAAAAUGAAUUAUCGAAUUGAAUGGACGUAAGCACUUGGAACAAUUAAAUGCGUGGCCAAAUGUGAACAACUCACACCGCUGAUCAUCCACCAGAUAAAAAUUACAACGAUGGCAGUCUAAACAGCUGUCCAUGAAAAUUUGAGAAAAUUUUAAUUACACAAUCCUAGACUUAAGUUUUGUCUCUCGUUAGUUAUAGUUCAUCAUUGUGCCUCAAUUAUAGUACAUAAGUGCAUUUAAAAAAACAUUCAGGUUCAAUAUUUUGAUUGAAAUCAAUUUAUUGGACUCCGGUUCGUCAUCCAAAUUGGAAUUUAUCGAUUAUUAAUUAUUGUUAUAGCAAGUUUUAAUUCCUGCGUUGAUUCACUGGAAUCACGAUGGCUGAACUGUUCUUAGAGUAGAGCCACGUGAUCCUGCCAGAAAUAUCACAAACUCUUAAGUUUGUAUUCAUUUUUGUAUAUUUAUAAUGACUGUGGUGAAAAUACGAAUCUCAAUGACUUUAAUUGUCCCACAAUCAUCAGGUCACUCAUCGAAUAUUUGUAAAUACAAAACAACGCCUCAAUGUCAAUUUUGAAUAAAUGGGAAACUUUAAUGAAUGAA
Molecule: messenger RNA, 9152 nt
Organism: Diachasma alloeum
Lineage: Eukaryota; Metazoa; Arthropoda; Insecta; Hymenoptera; Braconidae
Gene: Piezo
Product: piezo-type mechanosensitive ion channel component
Exons: 13
Coding region: 1-7590 (2529 amino acids)
Source: RefSeq, a predicted model, not a curated record